Molecule: messenger RNA, 4169 nt
Organism: Molossus molossus (Pallas's mastiff bat)
Lineage: Eukaryota; Metazoa; Chordata; Mammalia; Chiroptera; Molossidae
Product: WASH complex subunit 2-like
Exons: 30
Coding region: 259-3987 (1242 amino acids)
Biological process (GO): protein localization to endosome; retrograde transport, endosome to Golgi
Cellular component (GO): WASH complex; early endosome
Molecular function (GO): phosphatidylinositol phosphate binding; retromer complex binding
Source: RefSeq, a predicted model, not a curated record
ACGAGCCGGGCGACCGCCGGGCAGGAGCGGGCGCCGGAGUCCGAGCCCGUGUGGGAGCGGCCCUGGUCGGUGGAGGAGAUCCGCAGGAGCUGCCAGAGCUGGUCGCUGGCGGCCGACGCGGGCCUACUGCAGUUUCUACAGGAAUUUUCACAGCAGACUCUCUCUAGAACCCAUGAAAUCAAGAAACAAGUGGACGGACUAAUUCAGGAAACUAAAGCCACAGAUUGUCGCCUACAUAAUGUCUUCAAUGACUUCCUUAUGCUGUCUAAUACCCAGUUCAUCGAGAAUCGUGUGUAUGAUGAAGAAGUGGAAGAGCCAGUUCUCAAGGCUGAGGCAGAAAAAGCGGAACAGGAGAAGACCCGGGAACAGAAAGAAGUAGAUCUGAUUCCUAAAGUUCAGGAGGCUGUGAACUAUGGUUUACAAGUAUUGGACAGUGCAUUUGAGCAACUAGAUAUAAAAGCAGGAAACUCAGACUCUGAAGAAGAUGAUGCUAAUGAGCGGGUGGAACUGAUCCUCGAACCAAAGGAUCUGUACAUCGAUCGUCCUUUACCUUAUUUAAUUGGGUCAAAGCUGUUCAUGGAGCAAGAAGACGUAGGUCUUGGAGAGCUGUCCAGUGAAGAGGGCUCGGCAGGCAGCGGCCGUGGCAGCAUUGUGGGCAGUGAGGAAGAGAACGAAGAAGAGGAGUCAGAAGAAGAUUUUGCCAAUCAUAGUGACAAUGAUCAAAACCAGCACACUGCACAAAUGAGUGAUGAAGAAGAGGAUGAUGGCUGUGACAUUUUCGCUGACUCUGAGAAGGAGGAGGAAGAUAUUGAGGACAUUGAAGAAAAUCCUAGACCUAAAAGACCCACGUCCUUUGCUGAUGAGCUGGCAGCUCGGAUCAAAGGGGCUGCCACAAGCCAGACAGAAGAGGAGCAAAGAGCCUUAUCUGCAGAAGCAAAACCUCAGAAGACAUUGAAAGAGAAGAAGGAAAGGAGAACUCCCUCAGAUGAUGAAGAAGAUAACUUGUUCACACCUCCCAAGCUGACCGAUGAAGACUUCUCGCCCUUUGGCUCUAGAGGUGGCCUGUUCAGUGGAGGGAAGGGGCUUUUUGAUGAUGAGGAUGAGGAGAGUGACCUCUUCACGGAAGCCCCUCGGAAUCAGGAAGCUCGAGCACCUGUUAAUGAAGUGUCUUCAUCCUCCAAACUCGGAAAGAAAAUUCCAGCUGGAGCAGUUUCUGUAUUUUUAGGGGAUGCUGAUGUGUUGGGCACAGCCUCUGCUCCAUCACUGAAGGAGCCCCAGAAGCCCAAGCAGCCCACCGUGGGGAAGGGCUUGCACCUCUCAGCGCCCACCGACCUCUUUGAUGACGAUGAUGAUGACGACUUUUUUGCAGCAUCCAGUAGCAAACCCUCCAAGUCAGACAAAGUCAAAUCCACUGCCAAUAUCUUUGAUGAGGAGGAAGGAGAUCUGUUCAAGGAACAAGCUGUGACUUUGCCAGAAGCUACUGUGAAUCAGACAGAUAAAAAUAAAGCAAGAGCAGAAAAAAAGGUUACUCUGCCUUCCAGCAAAAAUCUUAAGCUUUUGUCAGAAACAAAGACUCAAAAAGGUUUAUUUUCAGAUGAGGAAGACACUGAGGAUUUGUUUUCUUCUCAAAAUGUGAGUAAGUCAAAAGAUGCAUCUCUCCUGCCUAGCAAACUCCCCACGUCAGUCUCGCUUUUUGAUGAUGAAGAUGAAGAGGAUAUUCUUUUUGGGGCUACAGCUGCUAAGAAGCAAACAUCAUCUCUACUACCUCAGAACCAAGAGAAAGCAAAGCCCUCUGAGCCCCCCAGGAAGAAAGCAUCUGCCUUGUUGUUCAGCAGCGAUGAGGAGGACCAGUGGACUGUUACUGAUUCACAGACCAACUCAGCAUCUGACCACAGGUCUAAAGGAGAACUUAAAGACUCUGGGACCACCCGGGACCAGGAGAUUGUGAAAAAGACCAGCCUCUUUGAGGAAGACGAUGAAGAUGAUCUAUUUAUUAUUGCUAAGGACAGCCAAAAGAAGACCCAGAGAGCAUCACUUCUCUUUGAAGACGACGGGGACAGUGGAAGCUCUCUGUUCGGCUCUCCUCCCGCAUCUGUUCCUCCUGCCGCAACGAAAAAAGAGACUGUCCCUGAGGUACCACCUUUGCUCUUCAGCGAUGAAGAAGAGAAGGAGGCACAACUUGGAGUGAAACCUGUGGACAAGAAGGUCGAGGAUGCCAAAGAGUUGUCAAGAUUUGGGAGCACUCAAGUGGUCGAGGAGUCUGAAAAGGAAGGGCCUUUGACUGUAUCUACUCAGGAAGCAGUCAAGCAUUCUGACUUAUUUUCUUCAUCAUCCCAGUUGGACAAAGGAACCAAAAGUAGAACCAAAACUGUUCUUAGCUUAUUUGAUGAGGAAGAGGAUAAAACAGAAGAUCAAUACAGCAUUCAACCUCUAAAGAAAGAAGUGGGGAAGAAUUCCAAUCCUGAUGCCCGUCCCAAGAGCACAGGUGUCUUUCAGGAUGAAGAGCUUCUUUUUAGUCACAAGCUCCAGAAGGACAAUGACCCUGAUGUUGAUCUUUUCUCUGGCACCAAUAAUACCAAGUUGUUAGAGCCGAGUGUUGGGAGCCUUUUUGGGGAUGAUGAAGAUGAUGACCUUUUCAGUUCUGCCAAGUCCCAGCCUUUGGUAUCAGAAAAGAAGAGGGUAGUGAAAAAAGACCACUCUGUUUGCUCUUUUAAGAACCAGAAACAUCCUGAAUCCACUCAAGGUAUCAAAGAAAAAAGCACGUGGAAACUGGAAACCCCUCAGGAUGCACCAGGUCCCGCUCCAUUUAAAACCAAAGAGCCAUCCUCUCGGAUCUGGAAAAUACAAGCAAAUUUAGCUAUUAACCCAGCAACCUUGCUGCCUGCAGCGGCUCCCCAGAUCUUGGGGACGAAUCCUGUUUUGCCAGAAUUGGCUUUUCCUUCGUCUGAGCCUGGAAGAAUCCAGAGUCUGGAAAGUAUACCUACUCUUCCUGGCCGUGGAGAGGCCGGCGUGAGUUUUGAUCUUCCAGCUCAGGCCGACACCUUACACAGUGCAAACAAGAGCCGGGUCAAAGUGAGAGGGAAGCGCAGGCCACAGACCCGUGCAGCUCGGCGGUUGGCUGCCCAGGAAUCCAGCGAGGCUGAGGACAUGAGUGUCCCCAGAGGAUCCAUUACACAAUUGGCAGAUGGUGCCAUUUCCCCAGCCGACUAUCAGCCCAGGACAGCUGGUGGAAAAGAUAGCUCUGAGGAGGCCAUGGCAGCUGCUACUUUAAGUUGGACAGGUGGUCUGGUACCUGGAGUGGACAGGAGCCCCUCUGGGAAAUCUCUGGGUCAGCCUCUUGGGGGUGACCUUUUUGAUUCUGGAGAUAUCUUUUCCAAAGACACUGAAGCUCAGCUCAUGGGAAGAAACACUAAGGCAGAGUCAGCAGAGAGCCCAGCCAACGCUCCAGGGGGAAGUAAAGAAAAGAGCCCACUGUUUCCUGCUCUAGGUGAGGCAGAAAGUGAUGACGAUCUCUUUCGGUCUGUUAGACCAAAACCAGUAAAGGAAACGAAUCCCUUCCCUCUCCUGGAAGGUGAAGAUCGUCUCUUUCCAGAUCAGAAAGGCAAGAAGAAGGAGUCAAAAUCCAGUGGUCAGCAAGCUGCUAUCUCAAAAGCACAAGAUAUUUUUGAGGAUGAUAUAUUUGCUACAGAAGCAGUUAAACCAUCACAAAAAACAAGAGAGAAGGAAAGAACAUUUGAACCCAACUUGUUUGAUGAUAACAUUGAUAUCUUUGCUGACCUAACUGUAAAACCAAAAGAAAAGUCCAAAAAGAAAGUGGAAACUAAGUCUAUAUUUGAUGAUGAUAUGGAUGAUAUCUUCUCCUCUGGUAUCCAGGCUAAGACAACCAAACCAAAAAGUCGAUCUUCACAGGCAGCACCUGAACCAAGAUCUGAACAGAAGGUGGCCAAUAUAUUUGAUGAUCCUUUGAAUGCCUUUGGAGGCCAGUAGAGCAUACAGGGUAUCACAUCUCACUCUUCAGCUACAUCCUUGAGUUAAUAUGCUGUCUUAUGCAUUCAUUGUCUUAACUGUAUUUUAAGAAGCAAAUACUGAAACGGUGCACUCACCUCUUACCAAAUGCACUUUGUAUUUUUCUGCACUGGUUUUAAUCGUGCUUAAUACUGCAAAACAAA